Molecule: messenger RNA, 12266 nt
Organism: Oryctolagus cuniculus (rabbit)
Lineage: Eukaryota; Metazoa; Chordata; Mammalia; Lagomorpha; Leporidae
Gene: CSRNP3
Product: cysteine and serine rich nuclear protein 3
Biological process (GO): regulation of transcription by RNA polymerase II
Cellular component (GO): nucleus
Molecular function (GO): sequence-specific DNA binding; DNA-binding transcription factor activity, RNA polymerase II-specific
Source: RefSeq, a predicted model, not a curated record
GUAGUUAUCUCUGAAACUACUUGUUAGCACUGAAAUCAGAUAAGGUAAACCAUAUGCUUUAUUGAGGUAGGCUGUCUAAAAUAAGUUACUGCAAUUUUAAGAAUUAAUAUGAACCAUAUGUCCUGUAGAUCUUUAAAUUGAAAUCUUCAUUGUUCUUUUAACUCAGCUGUUCUAGGAAUAUGUCAUCUUUUGAGAAGAUAAAUUAAUCAUCUACCUCAUUUAUAUACAUCAAUAAAAAUGACUCAUCCUCCCAUCUACCUUAUCAAAAGUAAUUAGGAUACAUAUUUUAACUCAUAUACAGAAUCUUUUAAUGAUUGAAAUUACAAAUGCAGGGAGUUUGAUGGAAACAGCACUUAUCCUUUUAGGAGAAAUCUUCAAGAAAAAGACACAUCAGCAAUCUAAAGGUUAAAUUAUAUUGCCAAAUCAUUCAUUACAGAAUGACUUUUUAAUGACAUUUUUACAAAAUACUUCCAGAUAGCAUAAGGCAGAAAAUGGCUUUUGACAAGUUCCCCUUCCUUUCUUAAAUUUUUCAGCCUCUUAUUAAGAUAAAAUGUAGUUAACUUCUUUUGAAUGCUUGCUCAAACAUUUUCUAUAAUAAUAACAAAAAAAAAAAAAUCCUGUGAAGGGAUUUCCAUAAGUUGUGCUGCAUUAAUGACUUAGAGCAGCUUCCUAAUCUGUUAUUCCUUCCUCCUAGUAGACCUCAGCUGAUAAAAAUAUCCAUAGACACAGUGAAGUCAGUGGCACGCCUGGCUUUCUCAGACAAAACUCCAUGUGAUCACAUAUAGGCAGCCUCAGAGAGGCUGACGCCGUGCAGCAAGCAGUAGGUAAUGAGUCUUUGUGCAGAGUGAAGCUCUUGUCGCUGAACAAUAAAGCAUAUGGUACCAGCAAUAAAACACAGGGCUGGGAAAUUUCAGAAGAUUCCGCUGAACCAGGAAGAACUGUGCCUUCUGUGAUGCUGACACAUAAUAUAAAAUGAUAAUCCAUUUAUUUUGGAUUCUAAUGAAUAAGGAGUGCAUGGACUAAGACUUCAGCUAUUUGAACAGGUACAUGUGACAGCACUGCAGCUAUGAGUGGAAUUUUAAAGAGGAAGUUUGAAGAAGUUGACGGCUCCUCACCCUGCUCCUCUGUGCGGGAAUCGGAUGAUGAAGUUUCCAGCAGCGAAAGUGCUGACAGCGGGGACAGUGUCAAUCCAUCCACUUCUAAUCAUUUCACCCCUUCCUCCAUUCUCAAAAGGGAGAAGCGGCUGAGGACAAAGAAUGUGCAUUUUAGUUGCGUCACGGUGUACUACUUCACCAGGAGGCAAGGCUUCACGAGUGUGCCCAGUCAGGGCGGCAGCACCCUGGGGAUGUCCAGCCGCCACAACAGCGUGCGCCAGUACACGCUUGGCGAAUUUGCUCGCGAGCAGGAGCGGCUGCACCGGGAGAUGCUGAGAGAACACCUCAGGGAGGAGAAAUUGAACUCUUUGAAGCUAAAGAUGACUAAGAAUGGCACUGUAGAAUCUGAAGAAGCUAGCACUCUUACAGUGGAUGACAUUUCUGAUGAUGAUAUUGAUUUAGACAACACAGAAGUAGACGAGUACUUCUUCCUACAACCCCUGCCAACAAAAAAACGAAGAGCACUACUGCGAGCCUCUGGAGUGAAAAAGAUUGAUGUAGAAGAAAAGCACGAGCUGCGAGCCAUCCGCCUGUCGCGAGAGGACUGCGGCUGUGACUGCCGGGUGUUCUGUGAUCCAGAAACGUGCACCUGCAGCCUGGCAGGCAUUAAGUGCCAGGUGGAUCGUAUGUCUUUCCCGUGUGGCUGCACUAAAGAAGGAUGUAGUAACACAGCAGGUAGAAUUGAAUUUAAUCCUAUCCGUGUCCGGACUCACUUUUUGCACACAAUAAUGAAACUUGAACUGGAGAAAAACCGAGAACAGCAAAUCCCCACGCUGAACGGCUGCCACGGUGAGAUAAGUGCUCACAGUAGUUCCAUGGGCCCAGUCGCCCACUCAGUAGAAUAUUCUAUUGCAGACAAUUUUGAGAUUGAAACUGAGCCCCAGGCUGCAGUACUGCACCUGCAGUCUGCUGAGGAAUUAGAUUGCCAAGGAGAGGAGGAAGAAGAGGAGGAGGACGGGAGCAGCUUUUGCAGUGGAGUCACCGAUUCUAGCACGCAAAGUCUGGCACCUAGUGAGUCAGACGAGGAGGAAGAGGAGGAAGAAGAGGAGGAGGAAGAAGAGGAAGAGGAUGAUGAUGAUAAGGGAGACAGCUUUGUGGAAGGUCUGGGCACCCAUGCAGAGGUUGUCCCUCUUCCUUCAGUUCUUUGUUAUUCUGAUGGCACUGCUGUUCAUGAAAGCCACGCAAAAAACGCUUCUUUUUAUGCCAAUUCUUCGACUCUGUAUUACCAAAUAGAUAGCCACAUUCCAGGAACUCCUAACCAGAUCUCUGAGAACUACUCUGAAAGAGAUACUGUCAAAAAUGGUACCCUCUCGCUGGUGCCUUACACAAUGACCCCAGAGCAAUUCGUUGACUAUGCCCGUCAAGCAGAAGAGGCCUACGGGGCCUCCCACUUCCCAGCUGCCAACCCGUCUGUGAUUGUUUGCUGCUCCUCUUCUGAAAAUGAUAGCGGUGUGCCCUGUAAUAGCUUAUAUCCCGAACACAGGUCCAAUCAUCCUCAAGUGGAAUUUCACUCAUACUUGAAAGGCCCCUCCCAGGAAGGGUUUGUCUCUACGUUGAAUGGUGACAGUCACAUUUCAGAGCACCCUGCUGAAAAUUCUUUGAGCCUUGCAGAAAAGAGCAGAUUGCACGAAGAAUGCAUCAAGUCACCCGUGGUUGAGACUGUCCCUGUGUAGUAGCUGAAACUAUUCUAGGACCAGAUCUUCUCCUAUUUAAAGCACUGAAUUGAAUUGGACUUCCUGGGCUCAAUAUUGUUUUUACUGAAGACCAAGAAAACUUGGACUGUGGUUCAUCUUCCAGACUGUAUUUUGUUUUCUCCUUUCUAGCUACAUGACUGUGGCAUUGCACAAAUACAGUCUCUAUAAGGAUUUUAAAAGAUUUCAGACUGUUUUGAUAGAAAAUGCUAAAUUUUAAAAAUGCAUAUCUCACAGUUGCCUCUCUGUCAAACUGUGUGAAACCUGCCAAGCUGUGUAGAUCAGAGCUCCAAGUUUUGGAUUAUCGGGCCUGUGCAAGAUUGUUAUCUAAGACUGGGAAAUAUGAUUUAGAGUCCUAAUUUUCGAUAUAUCUGAAGAUGAUGGGGACUUUUUAAUGUAAAAGUAAUUAUUAUAAGACAAAGAUUUAAUUGUCCCAUGUGUAUUUUAUUUAUGGUAGUUUAGAAGUCACGUUUUUAUGAACAGCAGCAUGUUCAUCCGAACUGAAGAUGCAUAGCCAGGACCACAAGAGCAUGCCCACUUGGAUUGCAUCUCAAUCCAUUCACGUUUUUAUGAUCAUCACUGAUCAGAUUUGCAAAUACUUUCCUAAGGGUGAAAUAGGCCUAUUUUUGCUAGUUUGGACAAAUAAAUGAGUCUAUAUGUGCAGGUCCUUACACAGUUUUCUCUAAAGUUAAGACUUAGGACAAUCCUCUGGCGAGGGCCUUCUUCACUGCCCUCCCUCAGUGGACUCCAGAGAUGGAGGUAGAAGGAAUUGCCUUUCUUUUGUAAACAGCAGCAUCUUGGUUCUUACCUUGGACAGCACCUUUAAGCUCUACCCCCUCCAUCAAAAUGCACUUUAGUGCCCCUUCACGGUACCUCGUGUGGGGUGGGGACUGACAACACUUUGAGAUGAAAAAAUUUUUAAAUACUUUUUAAAAAGAUCUGUAACUAUUGUAAGGUUCACACAUUUAAUAUAUGAUCCCACGGAGGAAAAAUGACCUGUUUUCUUUUGCCACUCUGAGGACCUGAGUACGUGCAGAGGAGGCUGAGGAAACAUGUCAGAGACACACCCUGAGCAUGUAGUCCUUGCUCCAGCCUGAUCAACCCGUCCACACAAAACACGUGUGUAAUGAGAUUGCCACUUAGCGAUGAGCUGAUUGAAGGGGAGGCCUCCACCCAAAUGCUCAAGUAGGCCUUACUUUUCAGAAGCAUUUUGAUUUGUCUUGCCUGGGACAAUUAGCAGAAAAAUCCAGAAUGCAUUGCAUACUUUCUAAUUACCUCAUGUUCUCUUUUGAAAGGGAACAGAUAGAAAUAAAACAUGCACUCCCCACCUUCAGAUUAUCCAUAUUUGGUUCAUCAGAGGACUUCUUUAAAUUAGUUUAGGUAACUUAAUAGUGUGCUCUACCAUUUUAUAAUGCAAUAUGACUAUGCUAAACCUGUUUCACAUUUUGAUCUUCUAUUGUUAUGUCAUUUCAAGUGUUUUAUGAUAAUUAGAAAUGUGGACACACGUUGCUACUCAGUGACUGCAUAGCUACUCAUUUUUUUAUGUCUUUUAGAUGAGUAUUUAGAAAUAUGGAUAUAAAUGUACUGUAGAUCUCAGUUCUUUUCAAAAAUGCUAUUUUAUUUAAUUGAACUUAAAAAUGCUUGAUCUAGAGAAAGGUCUCCAAUGGAAAAGUUCCUACAAAAACUUGAUUUGAGGAAAACAUGUUUACUUGGCAGCUCUUCCAUGGUGGAGUUGGUUCCUAUUCCUUCUCUAGCCCACCACUCAGCUGAAUUUAUGGCAAUUCAUACUAACAUUAAAAAAGCUUUUGGUUUAUCUUUAUGUCGGUACUCAUAACUAGGAUAGUUCCUUUUGAAUGAUCCACUCUUCAGACUAAAUGGAGUUAUUCUCAAAUCUUGGUAGUGUUUGCUGGGGUGUUUGUAAAGUUACGGUAUUUAGUAGUAGAUGUUCAAAAAAAUUUUCUCAGCCAAUACAGUCUAAAGAACACAGGCCCCAAAGGAAAAUGACAAGCGGCUAUUGUCAGUUGAUGCAAGCGUAGGAAAGAAUCACAUGUUCCGUAUUUGCUGGACCCUUAAAAGCUCUGGGAGAUCUACAUGGGAAACACUUUGAGGUUAUUAUUGGAACACCUAGUGUAGAGAGUGGGGUGGAGCCAACUCCAGCUGGGACAGAGCUGACGGAUAGAAUGACAGUCCAGUUUCUGAAUCGAUACUUUAAUUUUAGUUCAGCUUUAUUUUCUCAAGAAGGUUUGAAGCCUACUUUUUUGUUUGGCCAGGUUUCUGUAAUAUAACAUUUUUUCCCGAAAAGAUGCUUUAAAAACAGAGCUUUCCUUGCCCCACCUUUCUGUCUUACUGGGUAGAAAGUCACUGCCCUGCUAAGAAUUAACCUUCCAACCAUAAAACUUUCAUUCCAAAGUGUCAUAUACCUUUGUAACUCCUAAACAUUUCCUACGAAUUACAUAUGUAAGCUACAUAUUUUAAAAACUCACACACACACACACACACACACAUGCACACACAAAUAUGUGCACACUAAAGUAGAGAAUGAUAGAUUUUAGUUAUUGACUAGUAAUGAAUACUGACCUUUUCCUCCCCUAGUAUCUGGUUGGGUUUUAUGAUCUAAAAGUGUGAUCUAGAAAAGAGGAUAAUUUUUGAAGCUGUAGUUUGAAAAUACUGAGUCAAAGUUGCAAAUAAUACUAAUGAUAGGAUCAUUUCAUUGCUACUUCCUUUCCCAGAAAAGCUAAGAUAGCACAAUGUUCCAUCUGACUUUUUUUUCCCCAGUAAUAGCCCCUGUAUUCAACAAAAACUGCCCACAUGACAGGAAAGUGCUACAGUUACUCUAAGCUUUUAAAAAGGGGGAUCAGGCUAGAUGCAGGUAGUUGGGGUACUUCCGACCUUUACACCAAAACACAAUACCCUGACUUGCAGCUGUUGCGGUGCCCCCGUAAUUUAACUAACCAAAUUAUAGUUUUUUGACACAACAUUUUAGUAAUUCAAUGUCAAUUGCAAAGCUUAGUGUGUUCCAGUUUCUGCUGUUUUAGCACCAGCCCCAUACCUAUAAAUGGGGCUUAAUUCUCAGUUAUAAUUCUGGUCAAAUUGAUUUGCAAGUCAAGUGGCUGGAGCAGCUUUCGUCUCCUUUGUCAUUCUUGAUUUCCUUUGAGAGGAAGAAGUCAAUGAAAGAGUUUUACUUAAGUCCCCCCACCACCAAUAUUUUGAUCAUCAAUUAUUAAGACAUAGAUAAAACUCCACUUGUCACAUGUCUUUUGGUUGAUUGAAUAAUAUAGCUACUUUUUGAAAGCCAGUCUCUUUUUGUGUAUUUUUCCCAGUGUUCCAGCCACAUUAUCAACUGUUAAAAUCUUGAUAAUCAUGUCUGGUACAGCAGUACUGUUCUCACUCAAAUAAAACUGCAAGUUCGAGAAACACUGGCUAUGAAUUAAUGAAGAAGUAGAGAUUUUGUUAAGUGAUUAUGUUCUUUAAAAUUUUAUACUCUGACAGAUGAGUUCUAGGCAAAGGUCUUUGCCUAAUGGCAAAUAUAUUGUGAUUUAUUUCCAUAAAUUGCUCUAUCAUUUAUUCUUUGGCUUAAAAAUUUUAUAUUGUUGUACAAAUUUAUAUCCUUUUGGUCUUGAUAGUCAAAAUUUAUUGAGUAUAAAUUCUUUCUUUCCAUGAUAUUUAUUGAACACCUGCUAUGUUGUAGCAAUUGCUUUGGGUAGUAAAAAGUAUAAGAUGAAACAUUCCCAAGUCUAAGAGGUGACAAUGAUGAUUGAUGAUGAUGAUGAUGCAGGGUCGCAUGAAAUAAUCAAGCUUAUUCAUGUCCUUUAAUCUAUGAUUUUAUAACAUGACAUAGAUUAUUGUCUAAUUAUAUGCAAGCUGCAAUUAAAAGGAUGCUUCUUUUCCCUAAACUAACGAAACUCACUGAAUCCUCCUUCUUCCUUCUUCCCUCAUCUUAAAUGACAGAAUUCACUCAAAGCUCAGCUAAGACUGAAACAAGUGAAAAAGAGACUUUCAGCUAACUUUCUUCAAUGUUGAACCUACAUAAGUAAUGCUAAAUUUAUAUCAGCAAAUGCUUACCAGACCAAAGUGGGUUUGAUUCAUGCAUAAUGCAGGAAAUAAGUUAAGAGAACUUUUGAAACAACUGUGGAAAAUAAUCACUUUUCUUUCUAUUCAUUAAUAGCCUAGCAAAAUAGCAAAAUCCUCUUCCAAGUUCCAAAGGCAUCGCCUAGCAGAAUGUGGAAAAUAGAGGUCAUUAGUUCCUCUCACUUUUAGCUGGAGUUAUAAACCACCAAAUUAGUCAUUAGAAAAGUGUCAUCCUCAGAAGUCAACAAGAGACUUUUUAAAACUUGCCAUAGAGCCUUCUAUUUCUGCAAAUAUAAGUUAAAGUUUCACCUUAAAAUUGCAUCUGCUUGUUAUUCUCUUUAGAAAAAAAUUUACAGUGUCAUUAUGGUCAAUGUGUAAAACACAGAGGAAGCACUUUUAGGCUGUCAAAGGCAAGAUUUGACUAUUUUGAAACUCUGUCUUCUAUCUUUACCACAACCAGCACCAAAAGCUUGAAACCUCAAUCAUUCUUAGUUCUAAUUUAAAACUUCAACACCUGAUUCCAUUCUUUUUCUGAGAUCUGCUAACUUGUGCUGGAGUAACUUAAAUGCCUAAACCAAAUGCCACAGUUUUGUUCAAAUAGCACAGCUCAUCAGAUGUUUUCUGUAACAUUAAAGAAUCUAAUUGGCUUAAUUGACUGAAUGCCAGCAAUUUGAAAACUCACUAGAAAUAUAGCAGCAUCAGGGUGUGGGUGAAGGUGGAGAAUAAGCUUAAUAAGUGGCAGUGUCUCCUGGGAACUAUGAAAGCGUUCCAGCAGAGCUAAGCUAGGUCUUAUUAAACCACCAAGUUCACAUAUGGCACCCUGAAACCCAGAAGGGGCAGUUCCAGCACGGACACACUCACAGCCCAGCUGGUGCCCACAUCUCCUGGCCAACAUUCACAUCAGUUACAUUUUACUAUCUCUAGGGCAUGUGAUGCUUUAGAAAACAAAAACAGACUUACAGCAUUUAAAGUAACUAUCUUUAAAGAAAUGCAAAUGUGUUUUAUAGUAAAAUGACUGACAAAUGACUUGCAUUGUUAUCAAAAGUAAGGAAUACAGAAAUAAAAGAGCUCUUUCAUAUUUUGCUACCAAAUCUACACAUUAUGUGACUCAUUACAACAGUCACUACUAAGCUUACCUAGACUCCUCUCCUGGCUUUUCAAGAUAGACCCACUUUCUAAAUCAUCCAAGAGUUCUAUUUUAUGCUUUCCCUUUUUAAAAACAUAUAAAGGAACAGAUUUAUUUAACUCAUGGGUUUGCAGAUUCAAGGGCAUGGCCCUGGCAUUGUCUCAGUUCUGGUGAUGAACUUCUUGCUGGCUGAGUCCAAAGUACCACAUGAUAUCACGAGGCAAGAGACAGGGAGUGUAUGUGUCUCUAUCUCUGUUUAUUUCUUUAUUAUCACAAAAAAAAUCCACACUUGUUAUCCCUUGGGUUUUACUAACUACAUGCAGUCUGGCCAGCACUGAGUUUCAGAUUCUGAGAAUGAUGCCUGAGAUACAGGGGGUGGCAGGCCGGAGAUUGUACAUAACCAUAUUCAAAGCCUAAACUGGUGUCUUUUCAGUUCAUUUUUUAUGUAGAUUUUUGAAAAUUUUAUUAGCAGAUUGCUUGGAGUUUUAAUAAAUACAAAUACUUAUUGCAGCUAUGGAGAAUGAAGUAACUCAAAGAUUUAAGUCAUGCUGGUGUCUAUUUUCUUAUAAAGGGUAAUUGCGUUUUAUUUGAUCCUUUUCACUUAAAUGUAAUUCAAAACAAGUCAUCUCUGCAGUGUCAUUUUAUUUCAUAUUUCACAAAAGUUUCUGUAGAACUGAAGUUUCAAAGGAAUAUGAUAGAUAGAAUAGUAUUUUGGACAAUCUGCAUUCGAUAUGCUAAUGAUGUAAUUUCUCUCUUCGCAUUACUCAUUCAUUUCCAUGGUGAUAAGCAAGUCAGUCCAAUAACUCACUUCAGUGACAUGUGAGAACAUUUAAAUAUUUUAAAGACAACAUAUAUUGAUUUAAAAAGACUUAAGAUAAGGCAAAUUUAUGGCAGAAAUUAGCCUUGCCCUUAUCUAAGUUAAUUUAUAUGACCUAAUUGAUUGCUCUCUGUUGUAAUUUUGGAGUAAAUUCAUUGUUACAUAACUUUUUUUCUUUCUCUGUUGCCCUUCUCUCAAUAGUUUUAGCAGUCUUAGGGUUAUCUUAAAUGUUAUUUAUUAAUAAGUAUUUGAAAGAAAUUUGACUUAGGAAAUCUGUGUUUAAAAAUGAUCUAGGUGCUUCUGUCCCAGAGAUCUUCAUCACUUUCUUCUGCCACACUGGGUAAGGCUCCCUACUCCUUGCUUGGGAGGUCUGGGGCGAGGUCUGGGGCAAGGUCUCAUAAUGUGGUUUUGCUGUUGUCUCUACAUAGACAAAGUAUUGGGGGGAAAAACACAGAAUUUGAAAAUUCUAAUUUUGUAGCACAUUUUAUCCAAUUUAUUUUGCCUUUCUUUUCCAUGUUCUCAACCCGGUUUCCCCCACUAGCCAUUAAAAGAGCCAUCUAUCUUCAAAACAAAUUCAAAGAAAGAAAAGGAAAUAAUAAAAUCCAAAUCCAAAUUCUUCUAAAAAGGAGAAACUGAAAUAUUGAAACACAGGAAAGAAAUUGUUGUCUUCUUAAAAUUCGAUUAAUCUUUGAGUGAUUUCAUGGUACCCAGAUGAAAUUGCAGCUUGAUAGAUUUUAAGAUUUAGUACUUGGCAAAGUCAUUUUGUUUGUAGCAGCAUCAAAUAGGAUCUGCUGUCAAAGGUUACUGGCUGAAUGCUGAUUCAUUAGGUACCCGUCAUGCCAACCGCUUCUCUCAGAGCAGUUUAAUCAUUUCAGAGACACUCACAAUUGCCAACUGUGUGUGAAUAAAGGGAAGUUUGAGAUUCUUCUGUAUCCUUCAAUUUUUAUAGUCCUGAGACUCAGAGAGUACUCCAGGGGUCAUGAGGCUCAUCCAUCUACCUCCAGGGAGGACUGUCACUCAGACAUGCCCAACAGGAUAGAGACCCAUCUAUUCUUCACAUCUCUAGGGAAGGUUGUUUCCUUGGCAACACAAUGUAGCUCUCUCAGGUCUUCUCACAAUGAGAAAAAGUCUUGGCCAGUCUAUAUGAGAGAGGCACUGGGCAAUGGUUAUAGCAAUUUGGGCCAUUGUACUGAAGUUUUCCCUACAUUGGACUGGAGUGGGUUUUCCCCUACCUUGGCUAUUAUAUUUAGUGAUUCCAGAAGUAUCCGAAGAAAUUAGAUUUGUAAAGAAAGAUGUGAGUACUGAGACAGUGCUCCAUAACAUGACCUAUUUUUGACAAAUACAGCCAUAGUUAGUUUUUGUUUUUCAUUGCUGUUAUGUCAGGAGGUAAUAACAGACAAGUGACUGUUUCGGAUCCCAGUGACAAACAUCAAAAGUAGGAUCAAGACACUCAACUUUUCAAGUGUUCAAUCUUCUCAGAAGUUACAGUUACACAAAGUAAACAUGUUCUUCAAUGUUGCUUCUAAAUAUCUCCUCACCAAUCUAUCUUUUUUCUAAAAUGACAAAUAAGAAUCUGAACUCUUUCCACUCCUUCUGGGGAAGAUGAGAUUAGCUGUGCAGAUACUAAUGUGGAAUAAAAUGACUGCAGAGGGCCCCAGCCUUUGUCCACAUGUUACUCGGACAUUGGCUGAUUGCUUUCUCAAGGAUCAGGAAAAUGAUCGAAAAGUUGUCAUCUUGUUAAGGCCUGAAACAAAAAUAGUCUUGGAUGAUGGUGAUAUUUUUUAUUGUUUCUAAUCACCUGACCCAAGCACUACCUGCAGCUUUCAAAGCUUUUCCUGUUUCCUUGGAGUUGACUUGACUCCAAGGCAGAAUAAGCCAGAAGAUGAGGAGCAUACCUGAAAUCAAUGUUUUCGUUCUCCACAGGAUUUGUUUCAAUCUAGGUGCAGCUGUUUAUUUCCCCAACGCCAACGCUGUUGUGAAAUGACAGCCACAUCAGUGUGGCUACUCCCCACAAAUACCACUAGGGGGAAAUGAUCCUUUUUGUUUGAAAAAUAAAUGCUGUAGAAUGCUCAUGUAAAGAAUGUAAUACAAUUUGGCCCAUGUUUUAAUUGACUGUAGCCACCUCUAUGGAAAUAAGUCUGAGGUGUAGUUUGUGAAACAUGUUUCAAACGUGUUUGAUGUAUAAUAAAUGCUAGACAUUUACAGUACAUAACUAGUAAAAAAAUAUUUUAAACCUGUAGAUUACAACUCUGUUCCUAAGAACCUCAGCCUUUAUUGUGUCUUAGUAAAGUUGAUCUGCUUUCUUUUCAGUUUAUUGCAUUUCUGGUGUAAUAGCCUCUUAAGAUAGAACUAUUAAUACAUAUGUACUGGUUAAUGCCUGUUAAUGCAUAAAAUGGCACUUUGUUAUUUCAGUGUGUUUCCCCUCAGUGUCACAGGGUAUAUCAAUUUGAUAGGAAAGGUCAUUUGACAUUAAUCAAAAUCACAUUUUUCCCCAUCAAAAGGAUAUAUGUAUAAUUGGUUGCUUAGAUAAAUGUCACAUUUUUCAUUACCUUUACCUUGAUCAUAGUCUUAAAACAUCAUCUGUGUCUCCACAUUCCAGCUUCCAUAGAAAUUUGGUACAUUUGCAAAUCAUGGUGAAAUCUGGUGAGCUGAAUGUAUUGGUAGAAUAAAUGAUCCAGAGAACUCGAAUGUCAUCCUUCUAUGUUGAGCCAUUCAAACACUAGGAAUGGUCCUUACGCAAGGGAAGUCUUUUGGGAGUAUCUGUUUUUAUUCUGUGUUUUUGUUUGUUUGUCGCUAGCAAAAACAAAAAAAAUCUUUAAAAACUCGGAAAAGCUACUGCAUUGUGUUUUUGACAGGAUGAUUGGUUUUAUCUUUCAACUGAUUUUUAUUAUUACCUUUAUUCAAUAUCAACUGUAAUUCAAUAGACAUUUUAUUACAGUUAUAUUCAACCAAAUGACUUACAAAUGUUUGAAGAAGAAAAUUAAACUACAGUACAUACAUACAGUCAUUUUACACUCAGAUGUCAUGUUGCGUGUAGAACACUUUCUAGAUUGAUUUCUCUUGUGUGUAAGUUAUAACAUCAAAGAUGCCAAAGGGUAUAUGAAAUAAGCUACAAUAAUAUUCAACAGAACUUAACCUGGACCUUAUGUUGUAAUAAUUUAUUCAUAUUAGCUAUAGUCUUCUGUAUUUAUAUUUUCAGUAUUUAUUAUGAAUGACAUGGAAAUUUGUGUAUUUAUUGUGGCUUUUUAUUGCAGUGUGUAAAUAUAUAUAUUACAAAUAAGCAUUUUUAAGUCCUCCCCUUAAGUUUCUUUUAUUAGUGGCCCUUGUAUUAUGCUGUACUUUUUCUUAAUAUACUGUACAAUAUCUUGUCCAUUUGUUUGCAGCAGAGUAAAACUGGUUUCUAAGUUGUA